AUGCGCCGGCUAGAGCAAGCAAUCUUCGAUAUCAGUGAAAAUAUAAAACCGCGUGAUGAAACACCUGCCUCGCUGGCAGGUUCAUACUCGCAUCCUGUGCUAGAAGGAUCAACCGACACAAACGCCACAGGGACUCCGGGGGAUCCCACCGAUGCCUCCUCGCAAGGACAAGCCAACGCCAUCGAAAUAGAAAUGCACGGAAUUAACAGCAUGCUACCUUUUGGCCGUAAGCUCGUAGCGCAUAACUUGCCAUCUAUCUGCCCGAACCCCCUGCAGCGGCAGGCAAUCUGGCAAAGCUACCUGGAGAAUGUGGCUCCGCUCGUGACCGUCGUACAUCGGCCAAGUCUGGAGAAGCUUUUGGCACAAGUGAAUGAGUCUGAAGACACUCUUGAAAAAGCAGAUAAGGCCCUGGUUUUUGCCGUAUACUUAUCUGCGAUCAUAAGCAUGACACCCGCCCAGUGCUUCGACAAACUUGGCGAACAGCAAGAGUCGGCAAUCGCUUGGUAUCGUUUGGCUGUUGAGCAAGCGCUCACUGAGGCUGAUUUGUUCAAUUCUCAUGACUUUACCUUGCUUCAAUCUGCCGUAUUAUACCUUAUUUCUAUUCGACGACAUGAUAAGGGACAUCUUGUAUGGACUAUGACAGCGGUCGUAUUGCGACUCGCGCAAAAGUUGGAGUUUCAUCGCGAAAGCGCUCUGUCCGUCACCUCUCCCAUGGAUGCUGAGAUGUCGCGCCGACUUUGGUGGCAUAUCUUGGUGCUAGAUGUGCAAUCUGCUGAGGAUCAUCGUACUGAGCCUCUAAUCCAUGAUGGGCAGUUUGACACCAAAUUUCCAUUAAACAUCAACGAUGAAGACCUGGUUCUCGGAGACAAAGAUUUUCCAUGUGAACGCUCGGGUUAUACAAAUAUGACCUUUUCCCUGAUCCGGUUCGAGAUUACGGCUACUUAUCGUCUCCUGAAAUAUUCUUCAUUCAGACAACCCGAUAUCUCUGCCGAGGAUUUGUUGGCGAGUCGCCAGCAGCACGUAAUUGGCCUGGAGCGUCGUUUGCGCGAAAAAUAUCUGCGACAUUCUACCACAUCCGCCACUGUGCAUUGGCUCUGCGCUACUAUUUCUUGGUUAGUGCUCGCUAAACUGCGAGUUUCUGUCUAUGACACGUUGAUGUCCGGAGAUAUGUGGAACAUGGAGCUCAACGCGAGCAUUCGUGAGUUUCUCUUUGCGACAUCAAUCGAUGUAAUCGAGCUCUCAGCCAUCCUGGAGACCAGCCAGAAAAACCUUGGCAAUUGGACUUGGAUUUUCAAAAAUAACAAUCAGUGGCGUGCGCUUUCUUUUGUCCUGGUGGAGCUCUGUCUCCAUCCCAUGGGAAAUGAUGUGGACCGUGCCUGGCGCGCAAUUGAUCAUGCCUUCUCUCUGUGGGAGUCGCAAGACGCAUGCGCCCAGAAGGACAUUUGGUCAAUUGUCUCCCAGCUCAAGGAGCGAGCUAUCCAGGCCAGGAGGCGACAGCUGGUCAACUUCCGUAUCCCUGCAUCAACGCUUGCACGUCAGUACUGCCGUUCGUUUCCUGUAGUGGAAUCACAGCAUUUGAACGAUGGCAAUGAUGUACGACAACCGCUAUCAACAUGCACUGAAACGCCUUCUUGCUCUCCGGAGCAUUCAUCACGCAUGCAUUAUUCCUGGCCCGCGUGGAAUCCCCCGGAUCUUUCGGCGUUUGGUUCAGUCGAAGAUCCGGGGUUAGUCUCGGGCAUAAACACCUCCGCUGGUGACCUGCCAGAGAACCUAUAUUUUUCGCACACUGGUUCCUUGUCUGAUCACGUUUUAGGUUUCUUUUGA
Molecule: messenger RNA, 1824 nt
Organism: Penicillium hordei
Lineage: Eukaryota; Fungi; Ascomycota; Eurotiomycetes; Eurotiales; Aspergillaceae
Product: fungal specific transcription factor domain-containing protein
Exons: 1
Coding region: 1-1824 (607 amino acids)
Biological process (GO): DNA-templated transcription
Molecular function (GO): DNA binding; zinc ion binding
Source: RefSeq, a predicted model, not a curated record